CGCUUGUCCAUUGCGAGGCUAAGUCACUCGGUGAGCGGUGGCCUGAACCAUGCGUUUCCUGAUCUUCUCUCUCGCUGUCCUCACGUCAGCGGUAGCCGCUUCUGAUACGGAGUGGUGGAAGACCGCCUUGAUCUACCAAAUCUAUCCGCGAUCCUUCAAGGACAGUAAUGGCGACGGCAUCGGCGAUCUUAAUGGUAUAACGGAGAAGCUGGUUUAUCUGAAUCAGACGGGAGUUGACGCGAUCUGGCUCUCACCGAUCUACCUCUCGCCGAUGUAUGACUUUGGAUACGACAUAACGGACUACAGGAAAAUAGCCCCCGAAUACGGUACUAUGGACGAUUUCAAGACGCUCAUGACAGAAGCACGGAGACUUGGUAUCCGUGUAAUAAUGGACUUGGUCCCCAACCACACGGGCAAUGAGAGCGAAUGGUUUCAGAAGUCGAUUCGACGCGAGCCAGGAUACGAGGAUUACUAUAUAUGGGCGGACGGCAUCAGGACCGAAGGAUCCAACGACACUAAGCCACCGAGCAAUUGGGUAAGCACUUUCCGGAAGAGUGCGUGGGAAUACAAUUCUGUGCGCGGUCAAUACUACCUCCACAAAUUUGUAAUCGGACAACCAGAUCUUAAUUAUCGCAGUACAAGAGUUCAACAGGAAAUGAAGGAUGUCCAGAAAUUUUGGCUCGAUUUGGGAGUAUCCGGUUUCCGUGUGGACGCAAUCAAUCAUAUGUACGAAUCUAAUCCCGCUAAUUUCGGUGGUCGCUACCCAGACGAGCCUUUAUCAGGAAACCCCAACACCAAUCCCGACGACUACGAGUACCUGAACCACAUUCAUACCGAAAACCUGAACGAAACCUAUGAAGUGGUUUACGACUGGCGAGAUCUUCUCGACGAGUACAUAGAACUGCAGGGGGAAUACAAGAUCAUGAUGACGGAGGCUUACGCGGACUUGGACAGCAUGAUGCGGUACUACGGCACCAGCACCAGGAACGGAUCUAUUCCCUUCAACUUCAGCUUUUUGGGAGACAUCACCAAGGACUCCGACGCGAGACAUAUUAAGACUGUCAUCGAUAAAUGGAUGACGUACAUGCCGAGUGGAAGAACUGCCAACUGGGUGAACGGUAACCACGAUCAAAGCAGGAUGGCUAAUCGUCAGGGGGUCGACAGAGUUGAUGCUAUGAACAUGAUAGCACUGUUGUUACCUGGUGUUGCCAUCACAUACCAGGGUGAGGAAAUAGGAAUGACAGAUGGAGAGGUCAGCUGGGAAGAGACGAAGGACCCGCAGGCUUGUAACACUGACGACCCCGUGAACUACUGGAAGAAGUCGAGAGACCCCAACCGUACGCCCUUCCACUGGGAUAACAGCACUAAUGCUGGAUUCUCUACCGGAAAGACUUGGCUACCAGUUGCUAGUAACUACCACAAAGUAAACUUAGCUGAACAAAUCAACAACACCAAAAGUCACUAUCAGUUCUACAAGGAUGUCGCAACUAUAAGAAAGACGGCAGCUGUGAAAUAUGGAGAUUUAGACACAAGAGCUCUGUCAGAAACGGUAUUAGUCGUCACAAGGUUGCUACCGGGCGAGCAGGGAGUAUUGGGCAUUGUGAACUUAUCAGAUGAGGACCAAUAUGUUGAUCUGACCUCGCUGCGUUUAAUACCGAGAGUGAUUAAAGUUAGGGCUGUUGGAGCCAAUUGUGAUAAUGUGAAGGGGAGUCUUCUCAUCAAAGACAAAAUACCAAUAAAUGCUCACUGCGCCUUAGUUCUACAAACUAUCCGACACUGCUGUUGAAUUACACCAAGAACAUAUGAGCAAACUUUAAUAACGGACUAAAUAUGAUAAAAUAAAAUGAUUUAUUAUCAAGUA
Messenger RNA from Danaus plexippus (monarch butterfly), 1861 nucleotides. Its product is annotated as maltase 2-like. The record is from RefSeq and is a predicted model, not a curated record. The coding region runs from base 50 to 1786 and encodes 578 amino acids. Lineage: Eukaryota; Metazoa; Arthropoda; Insecta; Lepidoptera; Nymphalidae. The transcript is spliced from 11 exons. Gene Ontology annotation, biological process: carbohydrate metabolic process.